GCUCUAUCUUUAACGAUUCAUUACUCGUUGUAUACGUGCACUAUGAAGGGCGUGAAAGAAUUCACUUUACACCCUAAGUGGUGACCCUCGUAGUGCAAAAAAAAAGAGAGAAAAAAACAGCAAGCAGUGAAUAAAUACCCGUGCACUGUCUGUAGUGCCCUGUCUAGUGUGAUAGCCGGCUGCGUGGUCAUUUAUACAGCAGUGCGUGCGUGGAGCGCGUGAGAAGUUUCUGGCCGCGGUCCCUGGCCCCGUGCUAACAGCGCCGCCAGUUGUGCAGCGCGCGGCUAUGUGCACCGAGCACUGGGUAGAAAAUGAGGAUCGGACGUGAGCUACGUGCGCAUCCGGGAGCAGACGAAAUGAAAUGGAGAGCUCGGACAGUAGGGACUUUGUAAAAGAAAGCUCUUCGUCUCACGAUCCCGAUAGCGUUUGUGCCGAGCGGAAGGAAGCGGCCCGCGGCGGCUCUGCGACAGCGAGCAUGGGCCUGAUCACUUACUGCAGCCCGUCCGCGCCGGACGAGCUCCUGGGGGUUUUAACGCCCAAUUCCGGAGUCUCAGCUCUGCAGCAAGAGCCGCAAACCAACGGCGAGGCAGUAUCAUCACUUGCAGCUCUAUCUGGGAAUUGCAACGGAUUUCCUUUACAAGCAGAUUCCUGUAGGCAGAAGAAUGGACCGAGCGAGACGCCCUGCGGCCCGAGCGUCUGCACCCUGCGGCCAGCAGACAACUGCACCCUCCACGUGAAGCGAGCAAAUGGAGAUCUGAAAUGCAGAAGUCAGCGGUUGAAAGAUGCUGAGAUUAUCUCUGGGGAUUUAGAUGCAGCCCGAGCGGAUUUAGGGUCACCAAAGCACUUCGAGGACCUCUGCCUGCCUCUUGACUGCAAAAAGAGGCGGCUAGAAAAUGACUCGAAAACAGAAAACGUGAAAAGCACACCGUCCGCAGGCCCUUUUCCGGGCAACAGCCAGCAUCCGAAUCACUGUAGCAGCUCGCACGGUGUGUCCCCUCCUGGACGAGGCCACCAGAACGGGCGCAGUGUGGUGAUCCUGAACCCAGCACCAGGCGGCGUGAUGUCUGCAGGGGUGCCCUCUGUCCCGCCGGCGGGUGGAGUUGCAAACAGCUGGUCCAUGGAAAGUAUUGCCCAGCUUUACAUAGUGCCUUGUAUGAAAUACUAUGGCAUCUGUGUUAAAGAUAACUUCCUUGGGGCACAACUGGGUGACCGGGUGCUAAAGGAGGUGGAGACGCUGAAUCAGAGUGGGAAGUUUCGUGGAGGACAGCUGGUUAGCCAGAGGAACAUCCCGUCUAAGAACAUCCGUGGAGAUCAGAUAGCCUGGGUGGAGGGUGGAGAACCUGGCUGUGAAGCUAUCGGCAUGCUCAUGGCUCAUGUCGACGAAGCCAUAAUGCACAGUUCAGCAAAAGGACAGCUUGGGCAAUAUGUUAUUAAUGGCCGUACCAAGGCUAUGGUGGCGUGUUACCCUGGCAACGGCACGAAAUACGUGCGUCACGUGGAUAAUCCAAACGGAGAUGGACGCUGCAUUACAUGCAUCUACUAUCUGAAUAAGAACUGGGAUGUGAAGGUUCAUGGUGGAUUACUGCAGAUCUAUCCCGAGGGCCGAAAUGUUGUCGCUAGCAUCGAGCCGUUCUUUGACCGUCUGCUCAUUUUCUGGUCAGACAGGCGAAACCCUCACGAAGUGAAGCCGGCCUAUGCUACUCGAUAUGCCAUCACAGUUUGGUACUUUGAUGCAAAAGAGCGAGCCAACGCCAAGGAAAAGUACAGAUUAGCUACAGGACAGAAGGGGGUUGAAGUGCCUGUCAGUCGAGCGGAUAGUAAAUAAGUCCUCACCAGCUCAGGCAGUGUGUCCUUCCAUGUAUGUGCCUACCCAUGCUGCUAUCUGAACAACUGUUUUCAUGGGAAGACACAAGGAGCAGGACAAGCAGUAAAGCCAAUGCAGGCAACAAAAAUCCCUACUCCUGUUGGACUGGGACUGACCAAUUGGAUACACUUUAUUGAGAAUUUAUAGCCAUUGGAUGGCAAAAGAUUCAUGCUAAUUACACUCAGAAGACUGCUACUGGAUGGAGGAGCGAUGACUCUGUCAGUCAGAUUCAGCUUGGCAACUACUGAAAAGCUCAAACUUGAACGUUAUACGAAUAAAAUUGCCAAAAUGUAUUACGAUAUGAUCACUACUGUACUUUUGCCCUUAUCUGUUCCCCUUACUAUUUGCAUAGUAAUAAAUCAGAUUUUCUUUGCUCUUUA
Ictalurus furcatus (blue catfish) is the source of this 2244-nucleotide messenger RNA. RefSeq names its product egl-9 family hypoxia-inducible factor 2 (gene egln2). Bases 362 to 1825 code for a protein of 487 amino acids. Gene Ontology annotation, biological process: cellular response to hypoxia; peptidyl-proline hydroxylation to 4-hydroxy-L-proline. Gene Ontology annotation, cellular component: nucleus; cytoplasm. The transcript is spliced from 6 exons. Gene Ontology annotation, molecular function: peptidyl-proline 4-dioxygenase activity; ferrous iron binding; L-ascorbic acid binding. NCBI's taxonomy places the organism in Eukaryota, Metazoa, Chordata, Actinopteri, Siluriformes, Ictaluridae. The record is from RefSeq and is a predicted model, not a curated record.